Messenger RNA from Olea europaea var. sylvestris, 1115 nucleotides. RefSeq names its product probable serine/threonine-protein kinase PIX13. NCBI's taxonomy places the organism in Eukaryota, Viridiplantae, Streptophyta, Magnoliopsida, Lamiales, Oleaceae. The record is from RefSeq and is a predicted model, not a curated record. Gene Ontology annotation, biological process: protein phosphorylation. The transcript is spliced from 4 exons. The coding region runs from base 381 to 1115 and encodes 244 amino acids. Gene Ontology annotation, molecular function: ATP binding; protein kinase activity.
CAAAAGAGGAAGGAUGAAAUAUUCAAGAUGUCAAUUUGAUGAAUGAUUUUGUUGUGUAAUGUUUAGUGGCGUUGUGUGGCGGCUGUUGACUUUGGUUGAAGAAGCACUUCGUCUGAAAACACUGCCAAAAGAAAUUCCUCGAAUGGAAGGUAAACUAUUGCGGGCCGGCAUGAGCACUAAACACCAAAAAUCAAAGUCAUUGGAAUAACUGUUACCAAUAUAACUUAAGAAUUUGUCAAAAGUGCGUCAUUUUCACGUACAAAUAGCUAUUUUCCUUUUCUUUGAUUGACCAGACUGUUGGAAUCAAUUUUUUUUUCCUACAUUUAUAAUUGGAGAAGAUAAGGCAUUUCCUUUAUCGGAGAAAUUACAUCAUAAUUUUGAUGGGAAAUUGCCUUGGAUCUCAGCCUGCGGAUCCUAAUUCUAGCUCCAGUAAACCCAACAGUUCUGCCAGACCUUCCAUUCCAGGGACGUUAGGUAAUGACAGCAACGGUGGUGGUCUUUCUGUGACGAGCAGCAGUGCUGGCCUUAGCCGAUUCUCUGCUGCAGCAAGUGCAUCAAGUGAGGAUACUUGUUUGACUGGAGACAUAUUGCCUACACCCAAUUUGAAGAUUUAUAGUUUCUCUGAUCUGAAGAAUGCCACAAGAAAUUUCAAGUCUGAUAUGGUUUUGGGAAUGGGAGGUUUUGGGACUGUAUUUAAGGGCUGGGUUGAUGAAAAGACGCUCGCACCAGCUAAAUAUGGCACUGGGAUGAUGGUUGCUAUAAAAAAAUUGAAUUCAGAAAGCAUACAAGGGUUUGAAGAAUGGCAGGCAGAAGUGAACUUUCUAGGGAGACUUUCACAUCCUAAUUUGGUUAAGCUCUUGGGAUAUUGCUGGGACGAAAAAGAGCUGUUACUUGUAUAUGAGUUUAUGCAAAAGGGAAGCCUGGAAAGCCAUCUUUUUAGAAAAAGUUCUGCUAUCCAACCAUUAUCAUGGGAUAUACGGCUCAAAAUAGCUAUUGGAGCAGCACGAGGUCUAGCAUUUUUGCACAGUUCUGAUAAACUUAUCAUUUAUAGGGAUUUUAAGGCUUCAAAUAUACUGCUUGAUGGAGUAAGAUCCUAUCAAAUCCUAGUUGUUUAG